Geodia barretti is the source of this 1543-nucleotide messenger RNA. The record is from the annotation of a GenBank genome assembly. NCBI's taxonomy places the organism in Eukaryota, Metazoa, Porifera, Demospongiae, Tetractinellida, Geodiidae.
UACUGUGCACUGGGGCAGGACAUAUAAGUGGGCUGCAGUGCAGAGUACAGACAGUUGUGCUGCAGACUGACAGAAGCAACUGUUGCAUGUGAUUGAGACAGAAAAGAUUUUGACAGCUGACUAGCUGGACCAGUCAGAGUAUACAAGAGAGUACUACGUUAGCAGAGAAUGGGACAGAAGAACUCCCUGCUCAUGGUGGACCCUGCCACCUGGUCCACACGGGCAGUCCAGCUACACAUUGCCUGUGGGAAGGGCAUUGUUCUCAGCGAGGAAGGGAGCGUUGCUCAGAGGAAAGAUGCCACCAGGCAGCCCAAAGACGGGCUGGUCCACACCGCCUGGCCCAUAGCUGUGGGCAGACUGUUCCAGGUCACAAUAUUGGAGACAGUGGACAAGUGGUCUGGGAGCAUGGGCAUUGGGUUCACAACCAUAAGUCCCGCAGAGUACAACGUGAUCCCGAGCAGUGCGGUCUCCCGCCCUCUCGAGACCUCCCCGUGCCACUGGCUACUCUGGGGCACAACUCUGAGACACAAGAAGAAGAGGAAGAGGUUUGCGGACCUCACUCUCCUACGAGAAGGACAGACGGUCGGCUGUCUCGUGACGCAGACCGGAGAGCUCCACUUCUUUGUGGACGGGAGGCACGUGGGGAAAGGCUGGUCGGGGUUACCGGUGGACAAACCUCUAUGGGGUCUCGCGGACGUGUACGGAAAGUGCAGCAAGAUCAGGGCACAAGUGCUGAGCGACGUACGUAUGACGUCAUCAUCAACAUCUCAUCCAUACUGGCCCACAGAGAUAAUGGUGGACCGUCAGCUAACAGAGACGACACACGAGCUGGUGAAGGCCAAGGACUCUCUGGAGCAGAAGGACAGUCUCAUCCAGCAGCUGAAGGACCAGAUAAACCAGAUGGACUCUGAGAUUCAGGAGCUCCAAACCACCAUAGCCGGGAGACUCCGCGAGGGGAGUACUCUCACUCCACUGACUUGGACAGAGACGAUCAGGGCACUUGGUACUUGUGACAAACCCUCCCUACCACCUGUGUACAUUAAUUUCUGUAUGUACAUAUCAUUCUGUGUAUGCGCGCACAUCGAAAUCUCUGACUCCCACCACGUAAUACUACUGCACAUGUGUAAAUGUACAUCCAUAUGUAGUAUGUACAUGUGUCCCCAACUCAUACAUCAUUUUGUCUUUAUGUCAUUUGUAAAUUGUUAUGUGUAUACCUGGCACACAGGUUCAUGACACACAUUAUACCACCACCACUGUCGUAAGACAUUGCAACAAACAUAUCGUACACUUUACACCUUCACCCGGUAUGUGUAAUACACCAUAUAUGUACAUACAUACGUACAUGUUUGCACAGACUGAAUCAUUGUGUUGCAUGCACACCAGGACUACACUGAAAUCUCUACCACGGAACAUGAUCACACCAAUCGUCUCAGGUUCCUAAAUUUUCACCGCCUAUUAUAUCUUUCAUUGUCUCCUUUUUGUGUGAUUUUAAUCCGUCCAUUUUAUGAAAAUACUUGGUUUAUGUAUGUAUCGUUAUCAUCCA